GAUGGAUGCCAGCGCCUCUCCUCCGAGCCCCUCCCGCCCACAGCCGUCGCCGCCGGCACAGCCCCAGGCCCGCUCCCGGCUCAAUGGCACUUCCUCGGUGAAACAGGAGAAGAGUGGAGCGCCCAGAGCUCCUGGACCCCAAGUUGGACCUGGACCAGAUAUGGGAGAAGCCGGGGCCCCAGCAGCACCCCAGGCCCCUCGUGCCAGGAGCCGAGAAGGAGUGGACAGAACAGGGCCGGUGAAGGGAGACAUGGAAACCCCCUUUGAAGAAGUCCUGGAGAGGGCCAAGGCCGGGGACCCCAAGGCACAGACGGAGGUGAGGACGGCAGUGUCUGGUGGGAGGCUCAGGCCGUGGCCCCCAGAACAGCGGGCCUGGAUGAGAGCUCUGUGGCCAUGGAGGUCGGUGCCGGGGGUCGGUGCCGUGUGGACGGGCUUGGGUGCAGCGUGGCGCGAGGCCGUCAAGCUGCUCCGCCGCUGCCUGGCGGACAGAAAAGGCAUCACCUCCGAGAACGAGCAGGAGGUGAAGCAGCUGUCCUCCGAGACCGACCUGGAGCGGGCCGUGCGCAAGGCGGCGCUGGUCAUGUACUGGAAGCUCAACCCCAAGAGGAAGAAGCAGGUGGCCGUGUCCGAGCUGCUGGAGAACGUGGGUCAGGUCAACGAGCACGAUGGAGGGGCACAGCCUGGCCCCGUCCCCAAGUCCCUGCAGAAGCAGCGGCGGGUGCUGGAGCGCCUGGUCAGCAGCGAGUCCAAGAACUACAUCGCACUGGACGACUUCGUGGAGAUCACCAAGAAGUACGCCCAGGGCAUCCUCCCCACCGACCUGUUCCUGCAGGACGACGAGGACGACGAGCUGGCGGGCAAGAGCCCCGACGACCUGCCCCUGCGCCUGAAGGUGGUCAAGUACCCGCUGCACGCCAUCAUGGAGAUCAAAGAGUACCUGAUCGAGAUGGCCUCCCGCGCGGGCAUGCACUGGCUGUCCACCAUCGUCCCCACCCACCACAUCAACGCCCUCAUCUUCUUCUUCAUCAUCAGCAACCUGACCAUCGACUUCUUCGCCUUCUUCGUGCCCCUGGUGGUCUUCUACCUGUCCUUCGUCUCCAUGGUGAUCUGCACCCUCAAGGUCUUCCAGGACAGCAAGGCCUGGGAGAGCUUCCGCACGCUCACCGGCCUGCUGCUGCGCUUCGAGCCCAACCUGGACGUGGAGCAGGCCGAGGGGAACUUCGGCUGGAACCACCUGGAGCCCUACGUCCACUUCCUGCUGUCCGUCGCCUUCGUCAUCUUCUCCUUCCCCAUCGCCAGCAAGGACUGCAUCCCCUGCUCGGAGCUGGCCGUGGUGGCCGUCUUCUUCACCGCCACCAGCUACAUGAGCCUGAGCAGCUCCGCCGAGCCCUACACCCGCAGGGCCCUGGUGACCGAGGUGGCUGCCGGCCUGCUCUCCCUCCUGCCUAGCCUGCCCUUCGACUGGGGCGGCCUGAAGCUCCUGGGCCAGACCUUCUUCACCGUGCCUGUGGGCCACCUGGUCGUCCUGAACGUCAGCCUGCCCUGCCUGCUCUACGUCUACCUGCUCUUCCUCUUCUUCCGCAUGGCGCAGCUGCGGGGCUUCCAGGGCACCUACUGCUACCUGGUCCCCUACCUGGUCUGCUUCAUGUGGUGCGAGCUCUCCGUGGUCAUCUUGCUCCACUCCACCGGCCUGGGGCUGGUGCGCGCCUCCAUCGGCUACUUCCUCUUCCUCUUCGCACUCCCGGUGCUGGCGGCUGGCCUGGCGCUCAUGGGCCUGGUGCAGUUUGCCCUCUGGUUCGUGUCGCUGGAGCUCACCAAGAUCGCGGUCACCCUGGCGCUCUGCAGCGUGCCCCUGCUGCUGCGCUGGUGGAGCCGGGCCAACCUGUCGGUGCUGGAGCUGGUCCGGUCGCUGACGCGGAGCUCCAUGGUCAAGCUCAUCCUGGUGUGGGUGUCGGCCAUCGUGCUGUUCUGCUGGUUCUACGUGUACCGCUCGGAGGGCAUGAAGGUGUACAACUCCACGCUGACCUGGCCGCAGUACGGCGCCCUGUGCGGGCCGCGGGCCUGGAAGGAGACCAACAUGGCGCGCACCCAGAUCCUGUGCAGCCACCUGGAGGGCCACCGGGUCACGUGGACAGGCCGCUUCAAGUACGUGCGGGUGACGGACAUCGACAACAGCGCUGAGUCGGCCAUCAACAUGCUGCCGUUCGUCAUCGGCGACUGGAUGCGCUGCCUGUACGGCGAGCUGCUGGCCAAGCACCCCUGCCACAUCAAGCGGUUCGACCGCUACAAGUUCGAGAUCACCGUGGGCAUGCCCUUCAGCGCCAACGGCAGCCGCGGCCCCGAGGACGACGACGUGACCAAGGACAUCGUGCUGCGGGCCAGCAGCGAGUUCAAGGAGGUGCUGCUGGGCCUGCGCCAGGGCAGCCUCAUCGAGUUCAGCACCGUCCUGGAGGGCCGCCUGGGCAGCAAGUGGCCCGUCUUCGAGCUCAAGGCCAUCAGCUGCCUCAACUGCAUGGCCCAGCUGGCGCCCGCCCGGCGCCACGUGAAGAUCGAGCAGGACUGGCGCAGCACCGUGCACGGCGCCGUGAAGUUCGCCUUCGACUUCUUCUUCUUCCCUCCUGUCGGUCGGAGCCAGGCGAGGGGCAGCGAGGGGCACAGCACGUCCACGCUGCGCUCUGCUCCACAGCUUGCCUUCUGCUUCUGGGGAGUGGGGAGCGGGUGA
Myotis brandtii (Brandt's bat) is the source of this 2722-nucleotide messenger RNA. It is a transcript of the gene WFS1, whose product is annotated as Wolfram syndrome 1 (wolframin). The transcript has 9 exons. Gene Ontology annotation, biological process: endoplasmic reticulum unfolded protein response; calcium ion homeostasis. The record is from RefSeq and is a predicted model, not a curated record. The coding region runs from base 2 to 2722 and encodes 906 amino acids. Gene Ontology annotation, cellular component: endoplasmic reticulum; endoplasmic reticulum membrane. Lineage: Eukaryota; Metazoa; Chordata; Mammalia; Chiroptera; Vespertilionidae.